GGUGUCGAGAAGAAGGAGAAGAAGAAGAAGAAUGGGAAGUGAAGCAAAAGGCAAUGGGAGUAAUGGAUCAGGAGGAGGAUUCAAGUCCAAGAUGGAGCAUUUUUUAUACAGUGGAGACAAGAAGCAUGUAAUGGCUGGGAUUGCUAUUAUCACUGUCAUUUUUGGUGUUCCUUGGUAUCUUAUGAACAGAGGAACAAAGCAUCAGUCCCAUCAAGAUUACUUGGAAAAAGCUGAUAAAGCACGGAGUGAAAGACUUUCCUCUGGUUCGACGUGAUGACCAUUCUGAAUUUUGCUUGAAAGAAUUUGUUUCCGAUGAGUGUUUUGGUAGUAGAAAGGUAUGAAGGCUUUUGGUGGUUGUGCACACUUUCCUUUACCUUUUGUUUGACAAAACUAUUUUACAAGGCCAGGAGGGUGAUUAACUUCUUUUGUCAUGAGAUACAUUAGGCAUAUGGUUAUCCGAUGAAAACUUGAAUAGUUCGGAAGUCACCAAGUCUAAAUAGAUGAUUUACCAAUGGAAAAUAUUAGUUUUUUGACAAUUUUGUAGAAUACACUAGUUGGAUGAAAAAAUAAGUAAGAUUCGUACUCUACAUAUGUUGGACCUGAUUAUCAGGUGAGCAUAUCAAGUAGUUUGAACGACAAAA
This is a messenger RNA of Ricinus communis (castor bean), 641 nucleotides long. RefSeq lists its product as uncharacterized. The coding region runs from base 32 to 274 and encodes 80 amino acids. The record is from RefSeq and is a predicted model, not a curated record. The transcript is spliced from 2 exons. Lineage: Eukaryota; Viridiplantae; Streptophyta; Magnoliopsida; Malpighiales; Euphorbiaceae.